AUGCCUCACAUACCGCCGACCAUUGAGCUUCUCGAGCAUGCACAACUCCAAUAUAGAAGAAAGGAUUAUGUCAAAGCUAUAGACCUCCUCGAUCUGGCCAUCAAGCAUGAACCGUCGCCAUCGGUCAAAUUGCUCGAUACACGCGCAGCAGUCAAUGAGAAACUCGGCGACUACAAGCUCGCCCUCAAGGAUGCUCGGUCCUGUAUUCGUAUCUUCGAGAAGGAUCCUACUGGCUAUCUGAGAGCAGGAAAAGUGCUUCAAAUCAUGCAAAAGACUGACGUUUCCCUGAGCAUCUACAAACAUGGAAUUAGCAAAAAGGUCAAGAAUGUCGAGCUGCUCCAAAAAAUGCAUGACAAGCUCCUCUUGUCGCUUGCCCCCGACAAAGCUGCAGAUCCAUUCGCUCAACUGCCCAUCGAAAUUGUCGAGAUGAUUCUGUCCUACCUCAACUUUCGACAAAUUGCAUACUGCACUCGCGUAUCAAAGCAGUGGAAUGUCUUCAUCAACAGUUUGCCAGGACUUUGGAUGCAUUUGGACUUUUCGGAAGCCAAGAAGCCCGUCAGAUCUGCUUUCCUGAGUCACUGCAUCAACACUUCCAAGCGCAAAGUUAUCUCUGCCACUUUGAAACAUGUCAAAGACAUGGGGAAAUUCAUCAAAGCGCUAGCCCGAAGCUGUCCGGAAUUCGACUCUCUCCGUCUCGUCGAUGGCGGAUUGCACGGCGACAGUCUUGUACACAAUCUCAAGUCGGCUACCAAACUCAGAAAGCUUACGCUUGGUACCUCCGCUAGUAUCUCAUCUAUGACCCUUCCCAGUCUGCUUCUGGGUUGUGAGAAUCUAGAAGAGUUCGAAUGUCGAGCCAUCAUACCUGGUAGCCUGAAUCUGCACUGGAAAGGCGAGUUCCCCAAGCUCCAUCGUUUGAAGUUGAUCAGAAACUUCCAGUCGCCCAAUCGCUCAAUGCAUAUUCUCCGAAUCGCCACGCUCCUGGCGCUGACUCCAAAUCUGGAAUCUCUCUCACUCAAUGACUGGGCUGCGCCUUAUGACAUCCUAUCACUCAAGGAAUCAGCCAAGCAGCUAGUCGAGUUGGACAUGACGUCCGGGGUCUCUUCCGGUCCGGUGCCUUUCCCAUUUCGCGAUCUCCCACCGACUCUUCGCGUACUGCGUCUAGAUCUCGACAGAUCGCUCAGUAGUGUUGUGUUACUGAGCCCUAAAGACUUCUUCCUGCCCAACCUGGAGGAACUUGUCUGUUGUGGUGCAGACAUGGCCAGUCUUUUUCUGUCAGACCCUGAACUCAUCUCAAAGUACCCAGACCCUGCAGACAACAGAUUUCUCAAGCAUUCCAACCUCUCCAGACUACAUACGCUACACGUGCAAUGCACAGGUGCAGCACAGUCUGUUACCUCGCUUCUGGCCCUUCCUCGUCUGGAACGUCUUCGCAGUUUACGACUAACACACAACUCCGACGUCGGCGAUGAUGUGGCGAAGCACAUCGCCACAAACAUGAAGAACUUGCAAGACAUAGAUCUCUCCUCAACCAUGAUCACAGGUGCAGGUGUGCGUGUACUAGUGGAUGGUCUCAAGCCAUCUUUAAGGACACUCAAGUUUGUAAACGUUUGGCAUUGCAGUCCAGACGCACCGGAGUGGGCGAGAGAGCAGGGUAUACGGGUUCAGUACUCGCAAAAUGCCGACACCAAACCUAAAGGACGCAAAAUCCGCUUCGAAUGA
Molecule: messenger RNA, 1719 nt
Organism: Aureobasidium namibiae CBS 147.97
Lineage: Eukaryota; Fungi; Ascomycota; Dothideomycetes; Dothideales; Saccotheciaceae
Exons: 1
Coding region: 1-1719 (572 amino acids)
Molecular function (GO): protein binding
Source: RefSeq, a predicted model, not a curated record